Messenger RNA from Polyodon spathula (Mississippi paddlefish), 6087 nucleotides. RefSeq names its product receptor-type tyrosine-protein phosphatase N2-like. The record is from RefSeq and is a predicted model, not a curated record. Gene Ontology annotation, molecular function: protein tyrosine phosphatase activity. Gene Ontology annotation, biological process: protein dephosphorylation. The transcript is spliced from 23 exons. The coding region runs from base 220 to 3405 and encodes 1061 amino acids. NCBI's taxonomy places the organism in Eukaryota, Metazoa, Chordata, Actinopteri, Acipenseriformes, Polyodontidae. Gene Ontology annotation, cellular component: secretory granule.
GUUUGACGUCACGGGAUCGGGGCGGGGUCUGGCCGCGGUUGCUGUUCUCAGUGCUGAUUCUAGUCGGCUCGGUUAGGUUGACUGCGGGAGUUGAAGCAGAGGCUGACCAGAGAACUCGUUCAACCAUCUUCACCCUGUUCAUUCUCCCUGCUAAAUAAAAUAAAAUAAAAACAACACAAUGGAUUGUUAGCGAAAGUGUGCAAUGGAUCAUCAACAAUAAUGGAUUCGCUUGCCUGCAUUAUUAUCCUGUUCCUUUCGGCUUUUCAUACCCAUUCUUCCGCCGCUGCCGACAGAAAAUUCGGUUGCUUGUUUGAGGAUGAGCUGUGCACACCCUAUGAGAUCUGUGUAGAUGAUCGGUUGUUCGGCAGGUGCCAGCGGGUUCCAGUGAUAGACGUAUACAGAUACGAAGUUUCACCUCCUGUUCUGCAGAGCCUCAGGAGCCUCCUGCUCAAGCUGUCUCACAGAGGUCUGACUUGGCAAGAUGACACAACCCAGCAGGUGAUUUCUAAAGAACUAUCCAAACUCCGAAAGAUCUACCACAGGCGUCCCGAGUCCAGCUCCACAAACAGCAUCAGCCAGCCCUGGGCUGGAGGUCAAGGUGUUGACAGUGAAAGAAGUGAUGGAAAGAAUGGAGAAGCUAACCUGGAGAGGUCUUUGCAGCAGUACCUUCAGUAUCUGGGGUUUGUACCCCAGUCAGCAGCACAGACCAAUCAGAAGGCUAAGAACGAGAAACCUCUCCUCAAGAGUGACGCAAUCCAGGCUGACCGUUUGAUUGAUUACAUCCGUCAGAAAUCCAAGACAAGAGGAAAGGCUCCUCAAUCCAUCUUCUCUCUUGCACCGUCUCUUCAGACACAGUAUCCUGACUAUACCACCCCACCAAGGCCCUUUGUUCCCUUCCAGCUUGAAAGAGCCCCGGCCCAGGUAGGAGAAGUGGACUUCCCCAGCAAGCAGUCAGUAGCCAGCAAGGCUCUCCUCUCCACCUUAGAGGGGUACCUGGCAAAGAAGAUUGCAGCUCAACAGACACACAACGGUGCCUCUGAUGAGCAGCCCAAGGGCCCACUCAUUUACAACAACCGGCUGCGUCAGCCUACAACCAGCCAAGUAGACAGCCUGAGCCCGAGUGAAGACGUGGAAAGUUACAAGGGCAAGAAACCACUUCAACCAAAACCUGACAGCCGGCCUCAGAGACCCCCAUCUGAUAGGCUGACCUACAAGACUGGCUUGAAACAAGAAGCUGCCAAGGAUCCCCUCAGCUUCAUGGAUGAAAGCUUCAUUGAGAAUGUGGUGAAGCAGCUGGGGAAGCACAGUGUCAGCGUGGACGGGCUGAGCCCCAAGGAGCUGGACCAGCUGGCGGACGUGAUCGCUGACGCCCUGCAAGUCGUGGACCAGGGCGACACAAACCCACAGGAGAUGAAGAGAGUGUCUGCUCCCGGGAUGGAGGAGUAUGAGAAUGACAUGAUCGGGGAAGACGACAUGAUGCAAGAGAGGCAAUUAGAAGAAAAUAACCAAGUUCCAACUGAAAAGGACAAGAGCUUAGUUGCAAAACUGAUUGAGUAUCUGGACCAGACCCCCAGCACCGAAGCCUCAGAGCUGGAUACUGUUUUGGCGGAAAGCCAAGGCAAGGAGACAGAGCGAUUGGAAGCUUCGGGUGAAUCCGUCAUCGAGAAGAAAGAAAUUGGGGUGGAAAAUGUGAGGAGCAAAACCACCUUGAAGUAUCUGGAGAAGAAAGAAGAGGGAGAGGAGGACUCAGAGGAGGUGGCUGAACUGCAGCGCUGGAUUCACGACGCUGUGCAGCCAGCCAGUUCCAUCUACGCCAAGCCCCACAAGAAAGACAUGAAGUCUGAGGAGGAGCUGCGACUCAAUGUGGAAUCUGGAGGCGAGAAACAGUAUGGCUACAUCGUGACAGAUAAAGAAUCUCUUGACUCAGACACGGGCCUGCACUUGAUGGAGAUUUUGGCGAAUCACCUGAAGUUGCAGAUGAAGGAUUUCUUUGAUGUUGAGGUGCUGGGCCCCGCCGUGACCUUCAUAGUGAGCUCAAACUCACAGAACCUGACCACCGCAGAUGUGGCCAAUGCAGCAGUGGCACAGAAGGAGAAGCUUGAAAAGGAGACUGGAGUGAAAAUACUGCAAGCUGGAAUGGGAGAUAAGAGCACAUUGAAGUUGCUGCCCCUCAGAUCAGAGAAGGAGGACUCUACAAAAUUCUUCAUUCUCACAGUUAUCACGAUUGUUUGCAUCGUUGGAAUCCUCGCGGGUUCUGGAGUUGUGUAUUGCCUGCGCCAUCGCUCUCACCACAAGCUGAAGGAAAAGCUCACCGGGCUGGGGAGCGACGCUGGCUCAGAUGCCACCGCCGCCUAUCAGGAGCUGUGCAGGCAGCGUAUGGCAGUGAAGACGGCAGAUCGUCCGGAGCCCCACCACACCUCCCGCAUCAACAGUGCCUCGUCCCAGUUCAGUGAUGGGCCGAUACCGAGUCCCACGGCACGCAGCAGCACCUCCUCCUGGUCUGAGGAGCCGGUACAGUCCAACAUGAAUAUCUCUACUGGGCACAUGGUUCUGUCUUACAUGGAGGACCACUUGAAGAACAAGAAUCGCCUGGAGAAGGAGUGGGAGGCGCUGUGUGCUUAUCAAGCAGAGCCGAACGUCGCCACAGUCGCACAAAGGGCCGAGAAUGCUAAGAAGAACCGCACUGACAAAGUGCCUGUCUAUGAUCACUCCAGAAUAACCUUGAAGGUUGAAAAUAACCGUGGAAAUUCAGAUUACAUCAAUGCAAGUCCAAUUAUGGACCAUGAUCCCAAGAGCCCUGCAUAUAUUGCUACUCAAGGCCCACUGCCUUCUACUGUUGCAGAUUUCUGGCAGAUGGUCUGGGAGAACGGCUGUGUCGUUAUUGUGAUGCUGACACCACUGACUGAAAAUGGAGUCAAGCAGUGCUACCACUACUGGCCAGAUGAGGGUUCAAACCUCUACAAUAUUUAUGAGGUAAAUCUUGUAUCUGAGCACAUCUGGUGUGAGGAUUUCCUGGUGCGAAGCUUCUAUCUGAAGAACCUGCAAACGAACGAGACACGCACGGUGACACAGUUCCACUUCCUCAGCUGGAUGAACCAGAGCGUCCCCGAGUCCACCAGGUCCCUCCUGGACUUCCGCAGGAAAGUAAACAAGUGCUACCGGGGACGCUCCUGUCCAAUAAUUGUCCACUGCAGUGAUGGCGCAGGAAGAAGUGGGACGUACAUUCUGAUUGACAUGGUUCUCAAUAAGAUGGCUAAAGGUGCUAAAGAGAUUGAUAUUGCUGCUACACUGGAGCACUUGAGGGACCAAAGACCAGGCAUGGUCCAAACAAAGGAGCAGUUUGAGUUUGCAUUGACAGCCGUUGCAGAGGAGGUGAAUGCGAUACUGAAAGCUCUUCCACAGUGAGAGUUCAGAGCGGCUUCAGAUACUCACAGCUCUUCCACAGUGAGAGUUCAGAGCUGCUUCGGCUCCCAGAGGAUUCUUCUUUAGGUUCUGUAUCCUGUCAGUCGAUGUUGUACGAAAAACCGGGACCUGAUCUCUUAACUGUGUAUCUUUUUAUUGUAAUCUGUUAAAAAAAAAAAAAAAUACUAAAAAUGGUUCAACAGAUGUUUUUUUGGUUUUUUUUUUUAAUAAUAAAUUAACCGAUCUAAAAUUGGUUUAGAUACGUCUGCCUGCUGUGGAUCAGUUCAAUAAAUGAAUAGGGCAUUUUAGUGAAAUUUCCAAGAGCUUGUCCCCAUUGAAUUCCAUUGUAUUCUGGCCAGGGCAUUUCAAUGUGGUGAGGAUGUAAAACACACAGGCCUCUUUUAAUGCCUUUUCAUAUAAAAUACGUUAACAUUCUGCCAUUGCAGUGAUUAAAACUCAAUAAUAAUAAUAAUAAUAAUAAUAAUAAUACAAAACUCAUCAUGAAAGCUUGUUCUGAUCCACACUUGAAACUUCAUUAUUCUGACCUAUUUAAAUUAUAAUCGAUAUCAGUAAAAAUAUUGGUAGAAAUCCAAAGUGUUUGGUUUUACUAAAUUUAUUAUUAACUACAGUUGCAGAAAGUGGUGUUAAUAGCAAUUAAAGAAUAGUCUUUGUCUGUAUAUAGUCUAGUAAUGUAAGACUGAUCAUGUAGCUUCACCAUGUAACAGUUUCGUUCUCAGAGCUGCACAAGACUGCUCACAGUGCCCUGCUUUUGAUUUAUAAGCUGGUUGUGUGUUGUGUUUUCAUUUGUGAAAUGUUAAGUAUUAUAAUUUGCUUCCCAUUAUGUAACCCUCUAUAAUAAGGCUGUUGAAGCUGCAGCCUCCUGCAUCGUUAUGUAUGUGUGCUUUUAUUCUUUUAUGUCGUUGACAAAGCCUUCUGGGGUCACUGUAAAAGUAAACCUUUGUCACAGUAACCAGCUGGCGAUUCGUUAUGAUCGGGGUAACUUUUCUUUGUCACUAGUUUCAGCAAGGCCAGGGAUUAGGUUGUUAAAACAAGUCUAACCUCUGUAUGAACACACUAAUAAAAGAUCAUUGUUUUAUUGAAUCACAAAAAAGGAGCCGUGUGCAUUGAAUUAAGUGAGAGAGCUAUCACAGUGAAUACUGAUGCCCUUUCUCUGUUGUUGCACUGGGUCACUGUGCUGUAGAUCACAGGCCUCUAUAGUAUUGGCUGUGCCACUUGCUUUGACCCCAGCUUCUGUUUUUGAUGCAGGCUGCAGUCUGUCAGGGAAUGAACUAUGAUGACCAGACUCAUUUCUGCUGAGAUCAUAGACUGAGUGAAAUAGACUGAGUGAAACUCUAAGAUCUAAAAGAAGUGUAGACUAGCCCUCCACCUACGGCAGUGAGGCGUUCAUCUAGCAUUUACACAAACCUAUCCUUGAGAAUGACGCUGCACUGUCACCUGUUUGAAGUCUGUCCACAAAGGGGAUCAUUUCAGUGCAGACAAAUCAUGAGUUCAGGCUUUUCUUUGUUUAAAUAUACAGUUUAUGAUUUGACAUUUACACGUGUGUCUGACUGUUACCAAAAUUUAAAAAGCAAACAAAUAUUUUAUUCCAGCUGGCAAGUACUUGUUGAGGUUAGGUUUUGUCCUAAAAGCAUUUUUUUUUUUUUUUUUUUUUUUUUUUUAAUGUCAUACUAAGAAUGGUUAGAUCUUUUUCAACAAAAGAGAUAUUAAAGCAUGUGAUAGUGUCAAAACCUAUUUAUAAUUUCAUAUUGCUUGGUUAACCAUCGUAUAUUAUAACUAAGGUACAGGAUGGGCAAAUUAAAACAAAAUAAAUCACACACACACACACACAACACACAAACACAAAUUGAUACAUUUUACACAAUUCUAAAGCCAAGACAAUGCCCCUCAGUCAAUCUUAAAAUAAUCUUUUAAACAGUCAUACUCUGUAUGCGGAAGAGUCUUUGCAUUACCCCCUCCCCCAGUUCUACAUGCAGAGGAUUAUUUGUAUUCUUUUCCCCCUGAGUUCUAUAUGCAGAAGAUUCUUUGUAUUCUUUCCCCUUGAGUUCUAUAUGCAGAAGAUUCUUUGUAUUAUUUUUCCCUGAGUUCUAUAUGCAGAAGAUUCUUUGUAUUAUUUUUCCCUGAGUUCUAUAUGCAGAAGAUUCUUUGUAUUCUUUUCCCCCUGAGUUCUAUAUGCAGAAGAUUCUUUGUGUAAUUUUUCCGCUGAGUUAUAUAAGCGGAAGCUGCUUUGCAUUCUUUUUCCCCCUGAGUUUCAGUGAAGACCUUGGAGGUCCAGCCGUUGCUUGAGCCUCCCUUCUACAGGGCGGCUUCCUUAUAAAAUUGGGUCACCACAUCCUUUGCUAUUGUGCUGCCUCUUGAAUAAAAAUGAGUAUAAAAAAAGACAUUGCCUGAUAAAGCUUACUGUCAAAACCAACAUGAUCUACUCUUGCCGAGAAGAAAGAUGUCUGAGAUAUUGUCACAUGCUUGUUUUUCUUUACUUUUCAAACCAUUAUACUGGCCUACUGCCCCUGUGCUAUUUUUUUAAUUAUUAUUUUUAAUUUCAGCUUAUGUAUUUGUACAUAUUGAUUCAAAUUAUACAAAGUAUUUUGUUCUACCUAUGUAAAAAAAAAAAAAAAAAAAAACGAAUCCCUGAAUAAAGAGUCCUGGUUUGUGCUGUGAAUACUGCAA